Podospora anserina S mat+ is the source of this 807-nucleotide messenger RNA. RefSeq lists its product as uncharacterized. Gene Ontology annotation, cellular component: cytoplasm. Gene Ontology annotation, biological process: proteasome-mediated ubiquitin-dependent protein catabolic process; cellular response to misfolded protein; positive regulation of proteolysis. The transcript is spliced from 3 exons. Gene Ontology annotation, molecular function: protein-folding chaperone binding; ubiquitin protein ligase activity. The record is from RefSeq and is a predicted model, not a curated record. Lineage: Eukaryota; Fungi; Ascomycota; Sordariomycetes; Sordariales; Podosporaceae. Bases 1 to 807 code for a protein of 268 amino acids.
AUGUCCAAAUCUCAGCUCCUCCGCGAGGAAGGCAACCGCCACUUCCAAAAAGGCGAAUACUCCCGCGCCGACGCGCUCUACUCCCAAGCCCUCAACCUCGACCCCACCAACCCAACCCUCUACACCAACCGCGCCAUGGCCCGCCUCCGCCUCUCCCAAUGGGACCUCGUAAUCUCAGACUGCGAAUCCUGCCUCGGCCUCUCCCCCGACAACCUCAAAGCGCACUACUACCUCUCCCAAGCCCAGCUCGCCCUCCGCGCUUACUCGGACGCUCUCGAGCACGCGUACAAGGCGCACAAGCUGUGUGUGGCGGCGAAUGAUAAGUCUCUUGGGAACAUCACCGCUCAGGUGCUAAAGUGUAAAAAAGAAAAGUGGGAUUACGAGGAGAAGCGCCGGAGGAGGGAGACGGCUGAUUUGGAAGAGGAGGUUCUGAUGCUGUUAAGGAAGGAGAAGAAGGAGGCUGUUGUUCUCUCUGGGGAGGAGGCGGAGGAGCUGACGAGGGAGUGGGAGGAGAAGCUGAGGCGGGUGAGGGAGGUUUUUGAGAAGGCGAGGGAGAAGGAGGAACGGAGGAGGGAGGUGCCGGAUUGGGCGGUGGAUGAUAUUACUUUUGGGUUCAUGGUUGAUCCUGUUAUUACCAAAACAGGCAAGUCGUACGAACGAGCUGCUAUUCUGGAGCACUUGAGGAGGUCACAGACAGAUCCGCUUACCAGGGAGCCGCUUCAGGCGAGCGAGCUCAGGCCAAACUUGGAUUUGAAGCAGGCUUGUAGCGACUUUUUGGAGGAGAAUGGAUGGGCGGCUGAUUGGUAG